GUGUCUCUCCACCUGAGCACUCUGCCUCGCGCUGUCUGGCAGCUGAGAACAUCCUCGCGCUGGGGAGGAGAUCCAGGAGAGUAGAAGAGGAGGACGGGGAGACACCAGCUCACUGUCGGCCCAACAUGCACUCAGUCGGGAUCCCGUUUCUGCUGCUCUGGCUUACCUGGAGCCACUCCUGCGCUCUCGGAGGAAAAGUCAACAAGCACAAGCCGUGGAUAGAGACCUCGUACCACGGUGUGAUCACAGAGAACAUGGACACGGUGCUGCUGGACCCUCCACUGGUGGCUCUAGACAAAGACGCCCCGGUUCCCUAUGCUGGGGAGAUUUGUGCCUUUAAGAUCUAUGGUCAGGAUGCUCCAUUUGAGGCUGUGGUGUUGAACCGCACAUCAGGAGAAGGAGUCCUGAGGGCCAGCAGCCCUGUGGACUGUGAGAGCCAGAAAGAGUACACAUUUAUUAUCCAGGCCUACGACUGUGGGGCCGGGCCCAGCGGGGCUGACUGGAAGAAAUCCCACAAGGCUGUGGUUCACAUCCAGGUGGAUGACGUCAACGAGUUCAGCCCCGUGUUUCGGGAGUCGCUGUACAAAGCAUCAGUAACAGAAGGCAAAAUCUACGACAGCAUUUUGCAGGUGGAAGCUUGGGACCAGGACUGUUCACCGCAGUACAGUCAGAUCUGCAACUACGAAAUCGUCACUUCAGGGACACCGUUUGCCAUAGAUCGUAAUGGUAACAUCAGAAACACAGAGCGACUGAGUUAUGACAAACAGCAGAGCUACAAGAUCAUGGUGACGGCCUUUGACUGUGGUCAGAAGAGAGCGAAGGAGGAUGUGGCCGUACACAUUGAAGUCAAGCCUGUCUGCAAGCCUGGAUGGCAAGGCUGGAACAAGCGGGUGGACUACGAGCCAGGAACAGGAAGCAAGCAGCUCUUUCCCAAGAUGCAUUUGGAAACAUGCGGUGGUCCUUUGUCUGGGGUGAAGGCGAUGGUAGAGCUGCAGACGAACCACAUCGGGAAGGGCUGUGAUCGUGAAACUUACUCUGAAAAGUCUCUGCAGAAACUCUGCGGUGCAGCAUCCGGCAGCACCGACCUCCUUCCUGCCCCCAGCCCAUCCACAAACUGGACAGCGUCUCUGCUGACUGACAGCGGCAGAGACAGUGACCUUAUCUACAGAUUUGAUGGGCGUCAGGCCACGAAUGUUCCAGAUCACGUGGUGCCCCAAAACCUGACAGACCAGUUCACCGUAGCAACGUGGAUGAAACACGGGCCGAGUCCGGGGCUCAGAGCUGAAAAGGAAACCUUGCUGUGUAACUCUGACAAGACCGAGAUGAACCGCCACCAUUACUCUCUGUACGUUCACAACUGCCGCCUGGUGUUCCUGCUCAGAAGAGAUUUCACUCAGGUUGACACUUUCAGACCUGCCGAGUUCCACUGGAAACUGGAACAGAUCUGUGACAAGGAAUGGCACUAUUAUGUCAUCAACGUGGAAUUUCCUGCAGUGACUCUGUUUGUGGACGGUGUGACCUACGAACCCUAUCUGGUGACGGACGACUGGCCGAUCCACACCUCAAAGAUUGACACGCAGCUGACGGUGGGCGCCUGCUGGCAAGGUGGUGAGGUAGCGACCCCGAGGUUCACUCAGUACUUCCGCGGCAGCCUGUCAGGUCUGACAAUCCGACCAGGACGCAUUGAAACGCAGAAGGUUAUCUCCUGUCUGCAGGCCUGCAAAGAGGGCCUUGAUAUUAACUCCCUUGAAAGCCUUGCCAAGGACAUAAAGUUUCACUUUAACCCGGCUCAGUCUGUGCUGGUGGUGGAAGGAGAGGAUGUGGACAGCAUCAACACAGCCAUGACCAAGGUCUCCUACAUCAACUCUCGCCAGUUUCCGACGGCAGGCCUCCGACGCCUUCGUAUCACCACUACAGCACAGUGUUUUGGCGAGGACACGUGCCUCUCCAUCCCAGACAUUAAGGCAGUAGUUAUGGUGCUGCCGCCCAGUGAACCGAGAAUCACCAUUAUCGGAUCUAAUCGACUCGUCAGGCCUGCCAGUGACCUCCGGGGCCCGCUGGGUGUGGCACCCUUCAAAGAGCUUCACAUCACCAGCACAGUAAUGAAGGGAGACAGCUUCGGAGGAUUCCGCAGGCCUGGUGUGAUGGAGGUGAUGCACAACCUGGACUACUGCGAUGUGCUGGUAAUUGGGGAGGAACUCAAUCCUGACAGAGAGAGUCUGGAGAUUCAUCACAGUGCUCUGCUGGGAAAACACCUUGAUGCCACCAACUCCACUUCUGGAAUAUCAAUAUAUGGUGUGGACUCCAUGGCCCACUAUGAGCAGGCACUGAGACAGGUGCGCUACAGGAACUGGCGACCUGCCACUCUGAGUGAGAGAAGGUUCAGACUCACCUGCUCCGAGCUCAACGGACGUUACACCAGCAACGAGUUCAACUUGGAGGUCAGUGUUCUUCACCACUCAGCGCCUGUGGAACAUGUCAAUCAUAUGGCUGCCCAACCCCAGUACAUGAGGCCCGUCCAUCACCCCCUCAUGAUACACUCUCUCAACUCCCACAUGUCAGGAUCAACACCUCCUGCAGCCACAGUUGUUAUUGUGGUUUGUAUCGCCGCCCUGGUGGUGAUUGUGGUAAUCGGCGUCUACAGGAUUCACGCCACACAUCAGGAAGGUUCCAGAGACGAGGAGGAAGAGGUCAAAGAUCCAGAGGUGGACUGGGACAACUCCGCACUCACCAUCACUGUCAACCCCAUGGAGAACAUAAGAGGACAACAGGCCCUGGGGGAGGAGGCGAGAGAUGAAGAGCGUGAAGAGGAGGAAGAAGGAAAGGACGACGAGCUGGUGGGAGGAGUGACGAGUGCCGAGUCAGACAACGGCGAUGAGGAGGAAGACGAUGAAGGGAGGGAAGAGAUGAAAGAGAGGAAGCAGAAGGGAAAACUUGAGUGGGACAGUUCCUCUGCAACAACAUACUGACCACACACACACACACACAAACAUGAGCAUAUAUCCACACUGACACACACACACUCUCUCUGUGUUCUCUCUUUCUGUCUCUUUCUCUAACAACAACACACACGCACACACACACACACACGUUGUGCUCGGUACAGGUACACAGGAAUAAAAUCUCUUAUGAAAAUAAUUUACAAUCUGUUGCUGGAAAAUACACUUUCAGUCCUUCCGUGGUGUCAUUUUUAAUGAAAUAUCUCCCUCUGCUGGACACAGCCAGACACACACCGGAUCCGCUGCAGUCCCACAGUGCUGGAAAACAUUGUCUGUGUGUACAUUAUUAUUAUUCACAUCACAGUCAGUGAAGCAGAGCAAAAUAUAUCAAACGGGCACAGUCAUCUCAUAAUGUGUGCAGACCUCAGAAUGUGGAGGUUUGCUGAUAAAAUUAAAUCCCAGAAACAUGAAACGGAUCAUAAAUUUUGAGAUCCCAAAAUAAAGAAAGGGUUAAAUUGGCCCAUAUUUAAUACAUGUCUUUAGAUUACUUUUGUAUUCUGUUAAGUUAUUAACCAUUGUAACCACAAGAUGAUGACUGAAUUGAUGUAUCCAUAGACAUGCCCACUAUAUAAUGUAUCCAUGAACUUUUUAAAUAUGAUUCCCAUGACCUAAGUAGUAGGUAUGACAUAGCUGUACUGUCACUCUGUUCUCAUAUUUAUCUCAAACCUGACGCCUGCGUGUUCUGAACAUCUGUGUGAUCAGUGCCGAGUUUCUCCAAAUGCAUCACAGUUCUGUGGCCUGGACACUAAAGAGACAUCUCUCACCGUAAACAUUCCACAUCUGUCCUGGUUUACAUUCAGCACACAGCAGAUUUAUUCGAUGUUGAAUAUCUUCUACUUUCGGUUUCUCAAAAGUAUUUUAAAACUGAAAUGGUCGCGUUUCCUUCAGUGGACUGGAAAAGCUGAUCGUAGUUAAAAUACUGUUUGGAACAAUAGAGCAGAUGGCUCUUUGUUUGCGUCUGUCUGUGUGUCAUAUCUAUCCAUACUGUGGCCUAAUGUAGCUUUUGCUGUUUAGGGUUAGAUCAUUUAUCUUUCUUUUAUCAGCAGAUGAAAUGAUACAGAGAUAUUGCUGUUGUCGACUGAGACCUUGUGUUUAGUUUUUCCUUUAAUGUUUAUAGUAAAGGGAGCCCUCUAUGCAAUUAUGGGCCCAGUAUAACAGACCAGUACGCAGAAACAGGGGCACUCCGGUGAUUUAUAUUGUGACGAUAUGAAGGUGGAGGAGUGAAGAGAGACUCAGUGAAACAGAGGCUGACAUCUUCUGACUUUAGAGUAUCGGUGAUUCCUCAGAAAUACUGUCAGCUAGCUCAGUAGCAUCUCACCUUAGACCUGCCGAUACCUGCCAAGGAGAUGUUUCACAAAACAAUGGCUUCAAACUAGAGACUUCAAUUUGUCACUUCAAGUCAUCUGUUGCAAAGUUCUCUUGUUUUUGACCCUUGUACGUUAUUAACUAUGAAGUCUUGGUUAGCUAAGACUUUCUAACUAAAUCCAUCCAUCUUCUGCUGCUUACUGUCCGGGUCUUGGGGCAGAGCUGCUUAGUCCUCCUGUUGUCCUCAUUUUAUGGGCACCAAAAAUAUUGUUUCCUUGUCUGUAAAAAAAAAAAAAAAAUCAAAAAAAUUCCCCAAAUUUCUGAAAAUUUGCAAAACCUCCAGUAAUUCCUUAAAAGUUUUCCUUAAAAGUUUUAUUUUUAAAAAAUACCCCAAAUUUGGAAAGAAAAUUGUUGCAAAUAUUUUAAAAAAAAAUAGUAAAAAGGUUCCAAAAAAUCCUACAAAUAUCUAAAGUGAUUACAUAUAUAUUAGUAAAACUUCUAAUAUUUUCAUUAACAUUCACAAAAAAUCAACCAAAAUCCAGCGAAAAUCGCUGGAUUUUGGUUGAUUUUUUUGUGAAUGUUCUUAAACAUUUUUUAGCAUUUCUUUUUUCCACCAAAAAAUGUUCAAAGAUUUUCCAAAAAUGUUGAAAAUGUGGACAUCAGAAGUUUCACUGUGAAAUUGUUUUUUUUUCUCCACAUUUUCAAUCUUUGAAACGGGUCAAUUUUGACCCACAGGACCACACAAGGGCUACACCUUCUGCUCCUUCUCCAGCUUUUCCGGCAUGACACCCAGAUAUUCACAAGCCCACCAAGACACAUAAUCUCUCCGGUGCAUCCGGGGUCUGCCCUAGGGUCUCCUCCUGGUUGGAGGCACCUCAUGUGGAGGUGUUCAUGAGGCAUCCGAGACAGACACCUGAACCGCCUCAGCUGGCUCUGUUUGAGGUGCUCAGGGCAUCUGUCUAAGAUGUCCCAUGUGGUGGAUUUGAUGGCAGGUGAAGGCUGGAGGAAAUGCACGGUCCAAUACACGGCUGUAAAGUCAGCUUUAGGGACUUUUCAAACUGAAAAAGAGCUCAAAUGUUUGCCUUCUAGAAAGAUUUAGCAGUAACAUGGAGAAAAACAUUUUAAAAAAUCAGGUCACAUAAGAUCUUAGAUGCAUUUUGUUUCGUGUCACAUGUCAGCAGGCGUGUGAAAACAGAUGUGGUGUUUUUGAGCUGCACACUUCCAGUUUGUUACAAACUCUGAUGUUGAAGCAAAAAUUAAACCCUCAGAUGACGUUAUUUGAAGAAAAGUGAUAGUCAUGUGUAAAAUCAUUGGAGUGCCCCUUUUAAGUCGGGUAAAGCCCCACAGAGCAACUUUGGUAAAUGUUGGCGCUAAGAGGCAGUGAAUGUUUAUUUUCACAACUACAACUUGUACCGUCACUAUUACAGAUUAACUCUCUCUGUCACACAUAAGUGAGUUACAGGAGUUUGUCUACAUCUACAUGCCGAUGAGCUAAAUGAACCCCGACAUCCCCAUUUCUGUGUGUGGACGAUGACUCCUCCUCCCUCUGCGCUCUCCAACGUUCGCCCUCCCUCCCUCCCUCUGUUGGCCUUUAAGCACCUGUGAUAGUGAUGUCAUCAUUGUGAAACAACUGCCUUGUUUCCUCCGUCCCCCUUUUGUCAUAUUAUGCUUCUGAAAGAUUAAAGAGAAAAAAAGAGAUUCUUUUACAUAUAAAAACAAACCCUGUAAAAAUGUUCAAGACAGUUAUUUUAUAUAUCGGUUUGGUUUUCUUUUUGUAAACAAAAUGGUUGGGAUUUCUCUCUCUUCAGUGGUCAUCCCACUGCUUUCUGUAUACUGACCAAUAAAAACUUGUUUUAGACUCUA
Messenger RNA from Acanthochromis polyacanthus (spiny chromis), 6167 nucleotides. It is a transcript of the gene clstn2a, whose product is annotated as calsyntenin 2a. Gene Ontology annotation, molecular function: X11-like protein binding; calcium ion binding; kinesin binding. The coding region runs from base 126 to 2969 and encodes 947 amino acids. NCBI's taxonomy places the organism in Eukaryota, Metazoa, Chordata, Actinopteri, Pomacentridae. Gene Ontology annotation, biological process: homophilic cell-cell adhesion; positive regulation of synapse assembly; positive regulation of synaptic transmission. The transcript is spliced from 18 exons. Gene Ontology annotation, cellular component: postsynaptic membrane; cell surface. The record is from RefSeq and is a predicted model, not a curated record.